Aphidius gifuensis is the source of this 599-nucleotide messenger RNA. RefSeq names its product 39S ribosomal protein L17, mitochondrial (gene mRpL17). The transcript is spliced from 3 exons. The coding region runs from base 57 to 599 and encodes 180 amino acids. Gene Ontology annotation, biological process: translation. The record is from RefSeq and is a predicted model, not a curated record. Gene Ontology annotation, molecular function: structural constituent of ribosome. Lineage: Eukaryota; Metazoa; Arthropoda; Insecta; Hymenoptera; Braconidae. Gene Ontology annotation, cellular component: mitochondrial large ribosomal subunit; ribosome.
AUUAUUAUUUAUGUAUCCGGCAAGCUAAAAAGGAAAAAAAAAUAACAUUGGAAAAGAUGAAUCAAGCAAGGGUAUCACAUUUAGUAUCAGAAUUAAAGUUCAAUGUCAGACCAAAAGCAAGAAGGCUUAGAAAUAUUGAUGGACCAGAAGGUAGAAUUAAAAAAGUCCAAAAAACAUUAACUGCACUUUUGAAAUAUGAACGACUUGAAUUGUAUUAUAAUCGUGGAGAAGAAGUUCGAGGUUACGUUGAUCGUUUAAUAUCUGAGGCAAUUCGUCAUGGACCAAGUCACAAAGAAACAAUGGAAUUGGCUGAUUUUUAUAUCUUAGAAAAACAACUUGUUCAUAAACUUUUUAAAGUAUUAGUACCAAGAUAUCAAGAUUACACAACGUCAUUCACAAGAUUACUUGCAAUUGAAAGAGAAUAUCCUGGUUGGUAUCAUCGUAAAUCAGUUUUAGAACUUAAAGGUAAUCCAUAUCCAGGAUUAGAACAACCAAAUCCAUAUGAAAAAAAACUAAUUCACAAUAUUUUACUUGAUGAAGCUAGAAAAGAAUAUAGACUACAAAAAUAUCAAGAAUUAGCUGAUAAUAUUACAAAAUAA